ACCGGGAAAGCCCGGAACGGUGAUCGACGAUAAACUGAUUUUCCUCGGUGAUAUCGCGGAAAAAAGUGUUGGAUUUCGGAAGGAUUUCUCUGAGGACUUAUUUGACUUUGCCUUGUUGUUUGUAAGCCUUUAUCCGACUGAACCGUCAAAACAACUCAACCUCCAAACAUGUCAAUCUCCGAGUUCCGCAAGAACAAGCUUCUGUACGUGUUCAACGUGUUUUUCGAUGUUAACCAGAGUGGCGAAAUAGAUCAAAAGGAUUUUGAGCUAGCAAUUGAGAAAAUCUGUGAACUUCGCGGCUGGCCAGUCGGUAAUCCCCGGAACACAGAAACCCACGAGAAUAUGCUGAAAAUCUGGGAAGGGCUACGCUCAAUGGCAGACAAGGACAAUGAUGGUCAGGUUUCCGUGGAAGAAUGGUGCAAAAUGUGGGACGAGUACGCGCGAGAUCCAAACUCCGUCCUCGACUGGCAGCUGAGGUACAUGAACUUUAUGUUUGAUCUGGAAGAUGCCUCUAACGAUGGAAGCAUCGACGCGGAGGAGUUUUCGAUUGUUUGCUCAAGUUAUGGACCGGACAAAAAUGAAUGUCAGGAGGCCUUCCGGAAGAUGUCUCAGGGAGCCGAGGAGGUCGACCGGGAGCAGUUUGCCGUAUUGUGGCGUGAGUACUUUUCAUCUGACGAUCCCGAUGCGCCCGGAAACUUCAUCUUUGGUCGAACGACAUUUUAACGUGUAGCUAGGAUCGAAAACGAUGCGUUGAUUUUGUUCCCUUUAUCUCUUUCAAACUGUUAGUAAUACGAGAAAAAAAAAGAAGCUGGGUUAAAUAUCAAUAGAACCAAUAACUCAGUCACGAAACCGAGAAAUCUGUUUCGAUUUUAUAGAUUUAGAGAUUAGUUGCGUUUUACGUUGAAUUCUAUAACACGAAUCGGAUUUUUAAAACAUGAAAAAAAAUCUAGCGGACUAAUAAACCGUACCUAUCAUUCGGGGUGAAGUUUUCCAUUGACAAAUAGAGACAGAGGAAGCGAUUCGGAGGUGAUUUGGAUUCCUUUCAAAAACAUCAAUCACGCCCGAGCAAAAGCAUUCAGCAGGCAGAUGUUGCCCGAGAGUUGGCUGUUAUUAAGUGGUGGUACGGAUCGUGAAUAACGAAAUCAAGCGCAGCAGAAUGCAGAACAAGAAUGUGCCAGAAAAACGGAACUACCUACAUACCUACCAGCAGCGCGUUGAUUCGGGUCGUUCAUUGUUCGUCUGGGGACUUCUUUGGGGCUGACAAAAAUAGGAUAGGAGAGAGAUGUAGCACGCCAGGAGCAAAUAGUUUCCUGCUGCGAUGGGUACGACCGUGAUUAUAAUAAAUGGAAGAGCGUGAAAUAUGAUAAAUCGCAUUAAAAGCGUCGUCGUCUUUCUUCUCUCAGAGACCUUUCUGAUUAUGAAUGCAGAAGCGUUUUAUCUUUCAGUUUCAGUAAAGUUUUUAUUUGAUCCAGGCAGGGAAAUGCAUCGGGGAUGGUGUGAAGUGCACGAAAUUGCAUUUUUCCGGUGGGAUGUCUUUGUAUUUUCUUUUCUAUGAAAAUAAUUUGAAUACAGUGGGAGUUUUUUUUUAUGAUUUCAUUCUAGUUGUUUUCCGUAUUAAGUGAUACUAAAGUAAUAGCACACCUAUUGCCGUUUUUGCAAAAUAAGGGGUUAGUAUAAGGCUUCCAAACUUAAUAUUAGCCAUAUAUCAGCUUUAAAUUGCAAAAAGUGCUAGUAGCGGAGAACCGUCCAUCGUCCACAUUGCAAAAAUUGGGCGACUACGGUUCCGCAACGACGUCGCAAGAAUGCCGCACGACGACCCAGUGAAAAUGGUUCUCGAAAGCGACCCAACAGGAACAAGAAGAAAAGGUGGAUACGAAAAAUAUUGAAUUUAAUACACAAAUACCCACAACAAAUUAGGAAUACACUAAGAUUUUUUUUAAACAGUCCUAAAUUUUAAUUUUAUCAAGACUUAAAGUCUAAGUAGUGGUUUUUGAGUACAUGGCACUGAGAUAGGCAAUUAUAACGGAAUUAAAUGGAAAUUAUUCAAUCCAGUCCCCAACGCUCUUCAGCCUUAAGCUGCGAAAUGAAAUCAUUUUUUCAAGGAAUAACUAUAAGCCAUUCACAACUACAAGUGUUUAAAAAAUAGGGGCCAUGACCACAAUGUUGAUCUGGAAUUUCUAUUUAUCAGAGAUCGAAAUCAUCGCAGUUGUGAGAAGAGAAUCGUCACUUUUCACCAGUAGGGUAGGAUGGUGCAAAACGCACCGUUUAAGUAAAAUCGUCAAUUUCUAGCGGAUUGAAGCUAAAACUAAGGAGAUAGUGAUGGUGUAUGGUUCAUUACUAUGUUUUCUACGAUGAUCGAGUGAUUUCGAACUACAAAACGAUGAUUUUUCAUGAUUUUCAAGGUACUGUUUUUAAAUCACUUCCAAAACCAUAAAUCCGUUACCCGGAAAAUGCAUCUAAGGAAAAGUUAUCGUUGUUUUUCUAAAAGUGGAUGGGUUAUUCUCAAGGAGUAAUCAACUCUGCACACUGUGCCGAAACACAGCAUAGCACACUGU
This is a messenger RNA of Ochlerotatus camptorhynchus, 2555 nucleotides long. It is a transcript of the gene Scp2, whose product is annotated as Sarcoplasmic calcium-binding protein 2. The record is from RefSeq and is a predicted model, not a curated record. Lineage: Eukaryota; Metazoa; Arthropoda; Insecta; Diptera; Culicidae. Bases 169 to 723 code for a protein of 184 amino acids. Gene Ontology annotation, molecular function: calcium ion binding. The transcript has 7 exons.